Colletotrichum acutatum is the source of this 989-nucleotide messenger RNA. RefSeq lists its product as uncharacterized. The record is from RefSeq and is a predicted model, not a curated record. The coding region runs from base 368 to 871 and encodes 167 amino acids. Lineage: Eukaryota; Fungi; Ascomycota; Sordariomycetes; Glomerellales; Glomerellaceae. The transcript is spliced from 2 exons.
CGACCGCGGAUAUGAAUUGAUGUUAUCGGUCAUAGAAUGUCUACGGAUUCAAGACUCAUGGAGAGACUGAUCGGCCGAACGCAAAAAUGACCUAUCUCACUGAAAGCUCGGCGCUUACGAUUCUCACGUUAAUCGGGCGAUUCCCCGCCUCUAACAGAGUUGAAGAUGGCGCCACGAAAUCCUUCGGCGGGGAAAGUCGCCGAAAAUCCCGUUCCUAGGAGUUUUUAAGAAGUCGAGAAUUGACAGCGAAAGGCGCUUAAUCGGAAACAACACAUUGCCUUCAUUGGGUCUUGUUUCCAAUCAAGGCAGAGACCUUCAGCUAAUAUUUUCCGACAAAUCCUCCACCCAAUUGUCCAAGACCGACAAGAUGGCAUCGGGCCAGUUCUUCGAUCCCUUGGUCGCACUCCGCGUCGCACCUCUAGUCUCGUCAACUUGCACUCUGCUAUUCGCUUGGGAUCAGCAUUUUUUCCUCAGUCUUUUCAAUGACACAUCCGAGCUUCGAAAGAAGAGCGCGCCUAUGUUGAAGCCCUACUUCAACACCUUCUUUUCUCGCGGCGUCUUCUUCGUCCUAGGCUUCAUCGCCGUAUCGACGAGCACAGGUAUCGCAAAUCUCUACAGCCAGCCAGCCGCACUAAGGUCGCAAGGCACUUAUUGGUGGUACGCUGCUGGCGCGGCCAUGUCGGCGGGACACUUGCUUUAUGUUCCGGCUGUUGCGCCCCACGUGAAGGCUUUAGCCGAGGCAAAAGACGAUGACGAUGUAAAUGGAAUUUUGGAUAAGUGGUUGAAUGCCAACUGGUUGCGCAUGGUUACUGUGGACCUAGGUGCCUGGCUUGUUUUCGGUGUUGGGGCUCUGAGCACAUUGCGUGUGUGAGCAAAAUCGGGGAGUCGCAUAGAACAUGUGCAUGCACUCAGUAAUGUAAAUGUCUUUUGAAACCCAGGAUGUGUUGGAAAAGCUACCCCGAGGUGAGCGGUCUGGUCUAGCAAGCUUG